Molecule: messenger RNA, 2969 nt
Organism: Rhopilema esculentum
Lineage: Eukaryota; Metazoa; Cnidaria; Scyphozoa; Rhizostomeae; Rhizostomatidae
Product: N-acetylated-alpha-linked acidic dipeptidase 2
Molecular function (GO): carboxypeptidase activity
Source: RefSeq, a predicted model, not a curated record
GUGGAGUUGUUUAGAUAGAUAAAGCGGUUCUCUGCUACAAAAGAAUGAACGAGUCUAGUGUUUUGCAUUUCCGAAUAAACAUUCAUUUUCAUAAUAAUUGAUAAGGACUGUAGUUGUUGGCUUUAAGCUCCAAUUGACAUCGAGUCAGUAGUUAAAAGCUUGUCCGACAAAUGAAGUUGUUUAAACCUGGUUCAGCUAGAAUUAACUGUGAUUAAAACGAUGCUUCACCGCUGCAUAAAUAGAUCGCACUGCCCGAAGUCAAGAGCGGAAGUUUUGCGUGACAGCAGUUGAGAUUCGAGUGAAGUUUCAACAUGGUUACAAGAAAAACGGUCAUUGUGCUCGUUGUAGGGACAUUAUCAUUUGUAGUGUCGUUUGUUGUGGGGUAUCUUGUGCGAAGAGCUACAUACACCCCAAAAUGUUCCGCGCCAUCAGUGAGCAGUGCAGGGAGAUCCAUGGCGCAAAGACAGAAAGACUGGGAUACGAUUGUCAAGAAGAUAGAUGCGUCGAAAAUUGACGCAAACAUGAGAUAUUUGUCCGCGAAGCCUCACGUUGCUGCCUCUCCAAGAAAUAACGAGCUUGCAGAUGAAAUUGCGAGAAGAUUCAAGUCCUACAGCUUUGAUGUUGAAAAGCAGCAUUAUAAUGUCCUGUUGUCGUACCCUCGUAAAGAUCGGCCUAACUAUGGUUACAUUAUUACUGAUACCAAUACGACAAACUUUAAAACCCAAUACAUUGAAGAUAUCCUCGAUCCAGCGGAAAAUUCCUCAGACGCCCUACAGCCAUUUAACGCUUUUGGUUUAGCUGGCAAUGCAACGGGGGAUUUGGUUUAUGCAAAUUAUGGCCGCGAGGAAGACUUUGCUAUGCUGAAGGAUCAUUUCAAGGUGAAUUGUACUGGAAAGAUUGUCAUCGUGAGAUAUGGCAAAGUAUAUCGUGGAGCGAAGGUUUUCAAUGCUCAAAUGAAUGGGGCUAUUGGCAUUUUCAUUUACAACGACCCGAAAAACUAUGGACCAGUCCCAGCAGAUAAGACGUAUCCAAAAAGCAUGUGGAUGCCAAGAGACGGAGUUCAACGUGGUUCCAUUGGUUUAGGAGAUGGAGACAUCUUGACCCCUGGAUGGCCCUCGACGGAUGAUGCCUAUCGGAUGCCUAUGGACACCGCUCCUGGAUUACCCAAGAUACCUUGCCAUCCCAUCUCUGCAAGAGAUGCAGAGAAAUUUCUAAGUAAGAUGGGUGGAACUCCAGUUGGUUUCACAAACUGGACAGGAGGCUUGGGUAUCACAUAUAAAGUUGGACCAGGAUUCAACUCAUCCUACGCUGGCUGGAAAGCCAAAUUGGAAGUGCACAAUACCCGUGAUAUACUGAAGAUAACAAAUGUUAUUGGAACAAUACGAGGAGCAACUGAGCCAGAUCGCUAUGUUAUGGUUGGCAAUCAUCGUGAUUCCUGGGUCUUCGGUGGGGUUGAUGCAUCAAGUGGCGGAUCAGUUCUUUUGGAACUUGCCAGAGUCUUUGGAGAGUAUCUAAAAACAGGUUGGCGUCCUGCCCGAACAAUCAAGUUCUGCAGCUGGGGCGGCGAGGAAUCUGGUCUCAUUGGCUCAUCAGAGUAUGUAGAGCAAUACGUGAAGAUCUUGCGGGACAGGACUGUAGCCUAUGUGAAUAUUGACACAGCUGUUUAUGGAAAUUAUUCAGUACAUUUGGCAGCUAGCCAAUUAUUGUAUCAAACGAUUUAUGCAAACCUCAAGAAGGUUAAAGACGCAAAUACGGCUAUGACUAUGUUUGAAAAGGCUGUAAAGACAGCCCCAUCAGCAACAGCAAAAAAUUUUCCCAGGAUUGGUGCAGUUGGAACAGGCAGUGACUAUGCACACUUUUAUCAUUACGCCACUAUUCCUGUUCUUGAUAUUAUGCAUGGAAUGCAAGAUAUCCAUUCAAAAUACGAUGGAACGUCAUACUACCCAGUCUACCAUUCUCUUCACGAUACAUACCACUGGAUGAAGGUUUUCAUUGAUCCAAAAUUUGAAUGCCACCGCUCUGUUGGGGAGUUCACAGGUCGUAUUCUUCUGCAGUAUGCCGAUUCUGAAUUGGUUCCCUUUGACCCACGUGACUAUGCCACAGCCUUGCAAAAGGGUGUCGAUGAUAUCAAAAAAGUGUUUACACAAAGAGCGGUUCAGAGUAAUGUUGCCAACACAACAUAUUUGCAAAAGGCAGUAACAGCAUUCAAGUUAGCUGCUGACAAUUUUACGAAAGAUCUUGCAAAGCUAGACAAAACUUCAGUAUUACCUCUGCGUAUAGCAAAUGACCAACUGACACAAAUGGAAAAGGGUUUCUUGUACUUCCCUGCGUUUCCAGGCAGAGCAGGAGUCAGGCAUAUCAUUUUUGCACCGGCUGAAUUCAAAACCUAUGGUGCAUCUGCAUUUCCUGGAGUUACUGAUCUUCUUUAUGAGAUUACUGAAGUCAAGAGAAAGCCGUGGUCAGAGCUGCAAAAACAUCUCACUAUUGUGUCGUCCACCAUCGAAGGGGUAUCUGCAUCCCUUAAAAAGGCAUGGUAGCCUGAAUAAUUUAUCAACUAACCUACGAUUUUGUGCUUUUUCGUUUUUUUUAUUACGGGUAUUUGCGAGUCAUUCACCACAAAUCAUUUGCUGAUUAUUUUGAUAAAGUAGAAAGUUGAUUUAGUCAUCUGUGAUGGCAACUGUUGGUUACGAAAAUUAAUUUAUAAUUUCUUUUGUAAAGUCAAGUUUUAAUAGGAAUGCUAUUAUAGCUCGUUUAUAACGAGAGGCAAAAAUUAUGUAAUUGAGUUUUGAUAGAGAGAAAUAGAAAUAGAGUAGAGAGAAAUCAACUUUUAUAGAGUUUAAUAUGAUAAAUUUUAUAUGAGUUUCCUGCACAUUUAUAAAUUUUAAUAAUUUUUAGCUAAUUUGUAAUUUUAAUCAUUGAAUAUCAACUAUUUUGAUUUAGUCAAUAAAUUAAAGUAUCAUCCUUGAAAA